This is a messenger RNA of Brachypodium distachyon (stiff brome), 1146 nucleotides long. Its product is annotated as rhodanese-like domain-containing protein 10. NCBI's taxonomy places the organism in Eukaryota, Viridiplantae, Streptophyta, Magnoliopsida, Poales, Poaceae. The transcript has 2 exons. The record is from RefSeq and is a predicted model, not a curated record. Bases 260 to 889 code for a protein of 209 amino acids. Gene Ontology annotation, cellular component: chloroplast.
AGCUAGAUUAGAUUGAUUUCUCGCAGAUGUAAGAAAUUUUGACGGAUAGAAGAACCGCAAAAGGUUUUGAGUCUCAGUCUUGCCGCCUCCUCCUGAUCCGUUCAGAGGAAUCGUGCGACUAGGAAUGCAUGAACCAUACUUUGUCAACGGCGCUGAUUGAACCUAGAAAAUCAUCCGGAUAAGGCACCUGGAAACGUAUGCGCGCAGGGGGACGACGAGCCAAGCGGCCGAGCCCUGUCUGAACCAAGCCAAGCUAGCCAUGGCGAUGGGUGCUGCGGCGACCGCGGCGGCCGCCUGCUUCUCCUCAGGCGUCGUCUCUCGCUCCCGCGUGAGGGCGCAGGCGACGUCGUGGGCCGGAGGGGCGGAGGAGCUGGUGCGUUCGGGCAAAGUGAGGCCCGUCCGGCCCAGGGAAGCUGCGGGGGUGAUGGGCGCCGAGGGGUUCCGGCUGCUGGACGUCCGGCCGGCCUGGGAGCACGGGCGGGCCGCCGUCCGGGGCUCGGCCCACGUGCCGCUGUUCGUGGCCGACGACGACAUGGGCCCCGUGACGCUGCUCAAGAAGUGGGUCCACCUGGGCUACAUCGGGCUCUGGACCGGGCAGUCCUUCACCAAGAUGAACGACCGCUUCCUCGACGACGUCGCCGCCGCCGUCGCCGGGAAGGACGCCAAGCUGCUCGUCGCUUGCGGCGAAGGCCUCAGGUCGCUGAUAGCGGUGAGGAUGCUGCACGACGACGGGUACAAGAACGUGGGGUGGCUCGCCGGGGGGUUCAGCAAGUCCGUCGACGGAGACUUCCCGGACGAGGAGGGGGAGAGCAAGCUCCGCUACGCCACCAUCGGGGGAGUAUCCUACAUCUUCCUCCAGAUCCUGCUGCUGCUGCAGGUGGUAAAGUGACAAACUGCAGUCCUGGACGCAAUGGCCCACGGAGCCACGCCCGCGCGCUGCUCCAAGCUUCUCCAUCCAGUUUUCGCUCGGCCUUUUGAUUUGGUUAAUUUGUUUUGCUUGAGUAGAGUAUUGUAUGAUAGAUCAGUAGUUGCAAAGUUCCAAUUCAGUUUCAGCAUGCAUCUCUGCCCUUCGGCCGACUAUGGAUUACGUUACAUUGGCACGAUGGAUAACAUAAUCAAAUCAAUCAUCGAGUAGUUUUUUUUUUC